Eurytemora carolleeae is the source of this 2123-nucleotide messenger RNA. RefSeq names its product inositol hexakisphosphate kinase 3. Gene Ontology annotation, biological process: inositol phosphate biosynthetic process; phosphatidylinositol phosphate biosynthetic process. NCBI's taxonomy places the organism in Eukaryota, Metazoa, Arthropoda, Copepoda, Calanoida, Temoridae. The transcript has 5 exons. The coding region runs from base 765 to 1232 and encodes 155 amino acids. The record is from RefSeq and is a predicted model, not a curated record. Gene Ontology annotation, cellular component: cytoplasm; nucleus. Gene Ontology annotation, molecular function: inositol hexakisphosphate kinase activity.
CGGGGGAUAAAUGUCCAUGAUUACUAAAGAUGUUAGCUAGUGGAGCCAAUCAGAGAAAAGACACAGCUGUAAAAAAUACUUUGCUGUAAAAUUUAAAAAUAUAUUGAAGAUACAAAAUCUACAUUCGUGGAAAUUGUCCUAAACCUUGGUAUUCAAAUAUCAUGAAAGUGUACACUAAACACCAAAAUGAUUCCGCGCAUUUUCACCGAAAGUGUACACUCCGAACUGAAGUAGUUUCGGGCAUUUUUUCCACUGGUCUUUUUUCUGUUUUCAAUAGAAUUAUAUGAUUCUCAGUUGUUUUUUAGGCUGCCGCUGACACAAUCGUCACGUGAUUAGGUAGUCUAUCUACAGGGGUAUAUAACUUACAAAAAAUGAAUUUACAAAAUGUAAAUUUUGUCGUCUUAGCAAUGUUAUGAUAAACGUCUAACCAUUAUUUUAAAAAUGAUUAAUUUUUUGUAAAUGUAUAUAUCCCUGUUUGCCUGUUAAGUCUAGAGGUGGUAUUUUUCGAAAAAAGUUUAAUUUAAAAAAGUUUUUGCCAUUGCCAAGCAUAACAAAUUCAAUCUGAAAAAUAUUUGUGAAAAUACCACCUCUGUUUAUAAUAAAGUGAGUAGCAAAAAUGUCCUAAAAAAAUUUGAAUUAACGAUAUCGUAUUAAUCUAAACUGCGAUAACAACAAACUUUAAAAUUUUUCUAAAUUGGAAAAAGUUUUGUAUAGUUUACCAAUUGGUACAUGUACUUAGGUACUGUACCGUGUAUUCAUGUACUAUGUACUUUAGGUACAGUAAAUCAUCCAGUUGUUUCCAGAAAGUUGAUAAAUAUGUUGGAAGAAAGGUCGAUGUCCCAAAAUUUCAGGAAAUGUUACAGCUUUUCUUUACAAUCGGGGGUGAAUUACAACGUAAUGUGAUUUCAUCACUUUUACAACAGGUGCGACUAAUGCAGCGCAUUGUUCUUGAUCUUGAAGGAUUUAGAUUCUACUCAAGCUCUCUUCUAAUCGUCUUCGAAGGUGAUCUAGCUGAGAUCUCUGAGGAUGAAUAUGAGGAUGAUCAAGUAGAAGAUCAUGGUCCCAGCUUCUAUCAGAAACCUCCAGUUGUUAAAAUUAUUGAUUUUGCAAACUGCACUUAUCCAGGCUUCACCAAGGAGGAUAUAAUUCAUGAAGGUCCUGAUUCUGGGUUUCUGUUUGGUCUGGAAAAUUUGAUCGAAAUUCUAAAUAUUAUCAGACAAUCAGAAGAGUAAAAUAUAUUUACUAGUCUUCUGCUUAGGUUCCAUAAGUCCACGGAAUUUUCCAGUGUCAGCUUCAUAAACCUCUGCUACUCCAUUAACCUCCUUUGUAUUUCCUUACACCUCCUUUGUAGCUCCAUAGACCUCAAUUGUAGCUCCAUAAACCUCCUUUGUAGCUCCAUAAACCUCCUUUAUAGCUCCAAAAAAAUACCACAGCUCCAUAAACCUCCUUUGUAGCUCCAAAAACUACUACAGCUCCAUAAACCUCUGUUCAUUGUACAUUGCACAGUUACAUUGUAUGUACAGUUCUAACUUAUUUUGCUGCAAACUCGUCAUAUUUUUUUCUAAAAUCAUUUUGGUGUAAAAACACAAGAGGGUCAGUCUUUCAAUAUGCUGACAGUAUUCUUGAAUAUAUUUUUGGAAUUUUAGAAAUAUUAAAAAUGUAUAUAAAUAGUAAAAAUGUUUUUUUUUAUUAUGACAGUAUUUUUUUAAAAAUUACUUGUAUUUAGGUCUAUCAAUAAUUUAACUGUUUUAACUUAUUAAAAAAUUAGAUAAAUUAGAACCUCAUAUAUUUGUUUAGUGUCAUAUUGUUUAGUUAUCAUAUGUCUAGUUUUUUUGUAUUUUGAAUAAUUUAGUUAAUAUAUUUUCGGACUAAAUCCAAUCUAAUGAAAUUAAACUCAUGUAGAUAUUGUGUACAGUCACUUAUGGUUAUUUUAGUUUUUAUUAUUUAUUUUUAUUUUUAGGGAAUAAUUUAAAUAAUUUUUAGUUUAAUCUUUUUCUUGUAAAUUUUUAAAGAUAGUGCAACGGAUCUCAUGAGACGAGAAAUGUAAACGAAAAAAACUGAAGAAUAUGUAUUUUUUAUCUAAUAUUUUUGUAUCUUAUGAACAAUAAAUUAUAGGUUAAUAA